CGUUUGAUUCGCUCAUCAUGACUCUUUCUUCACCGCAAAAGGCCGAUCAGAAGAGCCCGAAGCUCCCCUUAAGAAGACCUAACCGGGAAGCCUUGGAACUCCUAAAACAGAGUCCGUCGACUUUGAGGGACGCGACUCCGCCGCAUCAGAACACGAGAUCGAAACGGAACAAACAAGCCGCAGCUUCAUCUAAAUCUCCUCCCGAUGAAAGUGUCCCGAGAAAAGUGCGAAAGGGAGCAGAGCCGCGCAAGGAAAAUAAAAACGUCUCACCCUCGAAGAGCAUCGCCCUUGAGACGCCUCCGAGUCAAGGGAUCAGGAGCGUUAAGAGCCCACUUGUUGAUCAGUCGUCAAGGAAAAACCGCGCUGACUUGGAGGAGACCCGCCUCAUCGAGGUCGAUGACGACAGUCAAACGACUCCGAAAUCAGUUCCCCCGACCCCUUUGAACACGGCUUUGAUCGAGACGCCCCGAGUCGACCUGACUCCUCGGGCUGUGCGACGACAACCAUUCCAACAGGGUGAGCGAGGAAGACUACCGUACGGAGGAUUAAUGACCGAAAUAUACCGCCUCGAAGCUCAAAGCCAAUUCGAACACAUUGCUUUGGAAAGCACGGAAGUGGUGACGGUUGUGGAAUCAGAAGAUUCGUCUCACGCAAGACCACCGAGAUGGAGUUUACGACAGUUGUCGCCAAUUCGGAAUGUUGAGGAGACUCAUGAGAAAGGAGAAGUCUCUAGCUCUUUCGGGGCGGAAACCACUUUCGGUGUCGAGGAUGUCGGCGUUCAAGUUUCUCUCUGUCAAAGAUGCAAUGCCCAUAGCGCUUGGUCCGAAAUGAAACCGAUCGUUAUGGUAUUCGUCUUGAUGAUGCUUUCGUUGCUCUACCGAGGGCUCUUGCGGGUAGAUCCGAGACUCCCCCAAGGAUUUGGGAAUGCGCUCGGCAUAGCCGUUCAGGGUACCUUUCUCGCGUCGUUCAAUCUGGAAGACUACCUCACGGAUAUUUUCGCUGUGUGAAAAUCGAAGGAACUCUGCUUGAUUUGUUCAUCGUUCAGCUGAGUGAUACGAAGGUCAAUCCGAUCCGAGAUAGGAUGGCCGGGCUAAGCACAAUGUACGAUGUGAAUUCCUGCCCUGGGCAGGAAGUUUGGACAUGAAUAUUUGGACAGAACGGGAAUUUGUAGUGUUGUGUAGGGAACUUCCUCCACAAUUUGUAAUUUUUGAAAAUGUUUCAGCAAUAAAUGGAUAUUCAAG
Messenger RNA from Galendromus occidentalis (western predatory mite), 1241 nucleotides. RefSeq lists its product as uncharacterized. The coding region runs from base 18 to 1007 and encodes 329 amino acids. Lineage: Eukaryota; Metazoa; Arthropoda; Arachnida; Mesostigmata; Phytoseiidae. The transcript has 3 exons. The record is from RefSeq and is a predicted model, not a curated record.